CACGGGAAGUUACUGCUAUUGACGUCUUUCUGUUUGGUUGCAGUGGUUGAAAAGUUUGACUACGUGUUUCCAGAGAAUGGCCUCGUGGCGUACAAAGAUGGGAAGUUCUUCAGCAAGCAGAACAUUCAGGGUCACCUGGGUGAGGAUGUGCUUCAAGAUGUUAUCAACUACUGCCUGAGUUACAUUGCAAAGAUUAAACUGCCGAAAAAAAGGGGGACUUUUAUUGAAUUCCGAAAUGGGAUGUUAAAUGUGUCCCCCAUUGGAAGAAGCUGUAGCCAGGAAGAACGAAUUGAGUUCUAUGAACUUGAUAAGAAGGAGCAUAUAAGAGAAAAAUUUGUAGCUGAUUUACGAAGAGAAUUUGCAGGAAAAGGCCUCACAUUUUCUAUAGGAGGCCAGAUAAGCUUUGAUGUGUUCCCAGAUGGCUGGGACAAGAGGUACUGCUUAGGAAUCAUUGCAGAAGAUGGGUACAAGACUAUUUAUUUCUUUGGAGAUAAGACUAUGCCAGGUGGGAACGAUUAUGAAAUUUUCACAGACUCCAGAACUGAAGGCCACAGCGUUACGUCCCCGCAGGAUACAAGAAGAAUCUGUGAAGAGCUGUUUUUUAAUUAAAAGACUUUCUUUUAGGCUUCACAUUUACCAAAUGGUUAAGACAGCUUAAUAAUUCAAACCAUUUUCAUUCUGUAUUGUUUUUGUAACUGGUGAUAAAUACUCAGUGCUUUGCAGGUGCAAAGGGAAGGGUUUUAACUCAAGAGAACCUGGGUGACUGGUGAAUAGAGCAGAGCUCAUUUAGGACCAUCCUUUCACGGUUUCUAUUAGCAGAAGUACUUUUUGGUUAGUUGUGGUUUUGUUCUUUUUAUUUGUUUGCUUGUUUUUUUUUUUUUUAAAGUCAUCAGCCCAAAUGACUUCAUUGUAUCUCAUGUGUUUCCCUGUGGAGCAUUACUUUGGGAACAGUAAUUAAUUUCACUUAGAAAACUAGACAUUUCUGGCCAGGUUAACCUGCAGGACUUGAUUCCUCAUGUCUCUGUGCUUGAAGUCACAGGAGCUACUGGAAAAUAAAGGGGUGAUAUUAUUACAUUGAUGCAUUGCUUCAGAUACACCUGACAGCAUGUUUUGUAAAUCUGUGCAGGGAAAAACGUACUUAGUUUUUCAUCUUCUUUUUUCCUUCUUUCCCUCACUUUAAACUAACCAGUAAAAUUUCUUCGCUAAUUAAUUACACUGCACUCCCUCCUCAUCUCCCCCAUUAAUCUGCCUGUUGAUGAUUUAUGGCCUUAAAGUUGGCCUGCAAGGCUUUUAUGCCUUGUUUUGGCUUUGAAGCUGCUAUUUAAAAUAAAUAUUUUGAAGGCUUUUUAAAAACACAUAUAAAUAACCUUGUGCUGUGAAGACACAAAUUUUAAGACAUCAGAGUAAAAGAUAUGUUUUACUAUUUAUUUUUUUUGAAGGCAGAACUGAGCCUGAAGUCCCUAAGCUUUCUCAUGUUUCAGUGCACAGUCAGCUGGUGUGGGACCUGUCAGCACUGGGAGGGCUGGGCCACCCGAUGCUGGUUUCCUCCUCACCACAGCCUGCACUGCCAAUGCACGGUACAUUAAUGGACCCUCUACUUUUUGCAGACUAUUUUAAAUCUACAGUGGAAAAAAAAAGGAAACCCAAUAUUAAAAUAACGUGAGUGCAGCAACAAGAUACGAUUUUGUCACUUAUUACACUAUUCCUGGUAAGAAUAUGGGUAGGUGAGAUUUUUUUUAGUGCUACAAUAAAUGAUGUGUGUUUCUGUUAAAAUUCACAUUGAAGCAUGGCAAUCAGGAACUGUUAAUACAACUUCUCUUGUCUGGCAUUUGGAAACUAAUCUCUUCUGGGAAUGGUUUACUUUGGAAAAGAGAAUAAAAAUCUCAUCAUGGAAAAAUUCUAACACUGUCAUUUUGGCAAAUAAAUUAUUUUAAGCAGA
Molecule: messenger RNA, 1939 nt
Organism: Meleagris gallopavo (turkey)
Lineage: Eukaryota; Metazoa; Chordata; Aves; Galliformes; Phasianidae
Source: RefSeq, a predicted model, not a curated record